Molecule: messenger RNA, 1389 nt
Organism: Penicillium longicatenatum
Lineage: Eukaryota; Fungi; Ascomycota; Eurotiomycetes; Eurotiales; Aspergillaceae
Exons: 2
Coding region: 1-1389 (462 amino acids)
Molecular function (GO): oxidoreductase activity
Source: RefSeq, a predicted model, not a curated record
AUGCAACCAUUGGGUUGGAAUGCGGAUGAUCUCCGGACCAGAUUCACCCAAGCGCUGUCCGAUAUGUAUCGGACAGAGGUCCCUCUCUAUGGAGAUCUGGUCCAAAUCGUGAGAGAUGUCGAUAGCUCCGUGCUCAAGGCACAAGGGGAACAUCCCAAAGAACUCCCGCUUCGCAAUCAACUGGAGCGCCAUGGUGCGAUCCGACUCGGAACGGAGCACGAGAUGCGAAUGAUCAAACGGCUCUUUGCCAUUCUUGGCAUGCAUCCCGUGGGAUACUAUGAUCUGAAUAUGGUCGGAUUUCCUAUUUACGGCACUGCCUUUCGGCCCAUCGAUAACGACGCCCUCAGCAAAAACCCAUUUCGGGUAUUCACGACUGUCUUACGAAAAGACUUGAUUUCUCCCGACAUUCGAAAAACAGUCGAUGACAUCUUGAGUCAACGGAACUUAUUUACGCCACGGUUGAGUGAGAUCCUGGAUCAUGCGGAAAACCAAAACACGUUGUCCGCGCAGGAAGUCAAUGAUUUUAUCACUGAGGCAUUGAAAGUUUUCAAAUGGCAUUCCAAGUCAACAGUCUCCAUUGACAACUACCUCAAACUGAAAGCAGAGCACGCGAUAGUGGCCGAUAUCGUCUGCUUUCCUAGUGCCCAUAUCAACCAUCUCACUCCGAGAACCAUUGAUAUUGACCAUGUUCAGCGGGAGAUGAUUCGACGGGGCCUUCCAGCAAAAGAAGUGAUUGAGGGCCCCCCAACACGACAGUGUCCUAUUCUGCUGCGUCAAACGAGCUUCCAAGCUCUUGAAGAGCGAGUAGACUUUGCCACAGGCGACAGCCAAGCAGUCCGUGGCACCCAUACCGCGCGCUUCGGUGAAGUCGAGCAGCGCGGUGCAGCUGUGACGAAAAAAGGACGUGAGCUCUACGACCAAUUGCACUCUUUUGCAGUUCGAACUGCAGCCAAUGUUUCCGGUCACAAAUUUAGCGACAUUCUCCACAACUCCUUUCGAAAGUUCCCUGAUACAUGGGAGGAGCUUCGAGUCCGUGGGCUUGUCUACUUUCAUUACAGUGUAACCGAAGCAGGAAGGAAGGCAACGGGAGAAGAGAUUUUGACUUCGAGGGUUUCACUCACGCAUCUGCUACACCUGGGACACAUUGAAUACGAGCCAAUUACCUACGAAGAUUUUCUGCCACUCUCUGCGGCUGGAAUCUUCAAGUCUAAUCUUCUUGAUCAGUCUACAGCAUCGCCUAUCCAGAAGACUGCCUCCAGAGCAGCCGAGCUGGAGAGUAUUUUGGGUUGCACAAUUCUAGAUGAGAUUGACUUCUAUCAGCAUCUCCAGGACGAUAGCAUAGAGCUUUGUAGGAAGGAACUUGCGCUGGAGGAAAUAAUUCAGGACUGA